This is a messenger RNA of Triticum dicoccoides, 1706 nucleotides long. Its product is annotated as serine/threonine-protein kinase PBL27-like. The transcript has 6 exons. Bases 128 to 1351 code for a protein of 407 amino acids. The record is from RefSeq and is a predicted model, not a curated record. Lineage: Eukaryota; Viridiplantae; Streptophyta; Magnoliopsida; Poales; Poaceae. Gene Ontology annotation, biological process: protein phosphorylation. Gene Ontology annotation, molecular function: ATP binding; protein kinase activity.
CACAUUCUUCCUGCGCUUGUCGUCCGUUCCAACCUCCGGCUCUCAAACCCUGCGCUGCGCACUUCCCUUCCACCAUCCCUCACUCCCUCCCUCCCUCCACCACUGCAUUCCGACGAGGCGGACGGCCAUGGGGUGCUGCACCUCGUCGCAGAAGAAGGGCGCCGCGGCGGGGGACAGGAGGAAGGAGCCCGCCGAGAAGCCGUCCCAGAUCGCGCCGGCCGCCUCGCCGUCGCCCACGCCCUCGCCAUCAGCUGAGAUGUCAAGAUUAGAGGCCAGUCAGGGGGCCGUGCGCACUAAGUUGAUCUCAAGCCCUGGUCUGCAUACCAAUCGCCUAUCUUUCACCUACGAGGAGCUGAAUGCGGCGACAUUGGGCUUCCCACAAGAUCACUUUCUAGGAGAGGGUGGGUUCGGAAAGGUUUAUAAAGGUGUGCUGGACGGCAACGAGGUUGCUAUAAAGAUUCUCAACCCCAAUGGAUUGCAAGGGAACAGAGAGUUCUGCACAGAAGUUAUGGUGUUGAGCAGGAUGCAUCACCCGAAUCUCGUCAAGCUUGUUGGCUUCUGCACUGAUGAUGAUCAGAGGCUUUUAGUCUAUGAAUACAUGCCUCUGGGUUCAUUGGAAACUCAUAUUUUUGAUCUUCCCCCUAAUAAGAAGCCUCUUGACUGGAAUACAAGGAUAAAUAUACUUGCUGGGGCAGCUCAAGGCCUGAAGCAUUUGCAUGUUAACUGCAACCCUCCUAUCAUAAACCGUGACGUGAAGUGUGCGAAUAUUUUGCUUGGUGAGGAAUAUCAUCCAAAGCUGGCCGACUUUGGCUUGGCAAAGCUAGGUCCGACUGGCGACGAUACUCAUGUUUCAACUAGAGUGAUGGGUACACCUGGGUAUUGUGCGCCGGAGUAUCUUGAGAGCGGUCAGUUGACUAUCAAGUCAGAUGUCUACAGCUUUGGUGUUGUCAUACUGGAGGUAAUCACAGGAAGAAAGGCUUUAGAUCAGAGUCGAAUCAAAGCUGAGCGUAGCCUUGCUGAAUGGAACUACUCCUUGCUUCCCCCCAAUGCUAUAAUGGCUGUACCAAGGACAAUAUUGUGUUUACCUGGUAUAUCUUUGGCCACCCCUUUGAUCAACCGGAGGGAUUUUGCAAUGUUGGCAGAUCCAGCACUUGGCAAUCAGUACAGCAUGACAUCAUUGUACCAAGUCCUUUCCGUUGCUCGAAUGUGCCUGAAUACAACAGCCAGCCAGAGACCUCAGAUUACAGACGUAGCUGCCGCUCUCGCUCACAUCUCAAAGUCCAGAAGAACGCGGCGACCAGCCCACCAGCAGUCAGCAGCUCAAGUUCACCAACCCGGGGAAGAUAUAUAAGAGGAACUAGUAGUAUAUCAUAGUCAUGGGGACACCAGUGCAAAGCAAUGUAGUGUUUGUGGCUUUGAUAUGAUGAUGAUGAUAUCGUGAUCAAGAAUAGGCUCUACUCCCCAUUCCGAUAUGGCCAAAUUGCUGGAGGGGGGAAGUUUUGUUUGUAGAAGCUAAAUAGAUAGAGUAGAGUAGGUGCAAAUAUCCAUGUGUCCCUUGUUAAGGGCCUGAGGUUUGUCAUAUGUGGUUUUGGGAACAUAGCUUCAUAGUAGUUGAAGAUACCUCCAUGACGCUUAAUCUUCGCUUCCUCCUCUUGUUGACAUGUUGCUGAUGGUUUUCAGCCCGUACCUAAAAGUGUUGAUGGUUU